CAGGAACCUCUUCUGUCUUUUUUUUUUCGUUGAAAUUUCAAUUGUUGCAGAAAAAGAAGGAAGGAAGAGGAAGGUGAGAACACUGAGAAGAAAGAGCAGACUCAGCAGAGGAGGAGGGAAGGAGCAAAGCUGCUGCCAAGGCAAUUGUAAAGAAAGAGAGUAGUGGAAGGAUCAUUGAAAAAAGCAGGAAAAUAAGAAUAAUAAGAAUAAGAAUAAGAAGAAGAAGAAGAAGAAGAAGAAGAAGAAGAAGAGGGUAGAGAUGGCUUCUCAGGACAAGAACCUUGAGCAGACUCCGACCUAUCGAGUGGCCUUCAUCGUGUUUGUAUUCGUUGCCGUGUCGUUAAUGUUCGAAAAGGGCCUUCAUCAUCUGGCUGUGUAUCUUAAGAAGCGCCGGAAAAAGGGUUUGUACCACGCCAUCGAGACGGUUAAGGAAGAGUUAAUGUUGCUGGGCUUCAUCUCUUUGCUGCUUACCAUCUUCCAGCAGGAUAUAACUCGCUGGUGUGUACAAGAGACCCGCGGUUAUGACUGGAUCCCCUGCGCAAGGGAGGAGCUCGUGCGUUCCGGUCUUGUUGACGUCAACAGCACGUUUCCCAGCCCGAACACCACAGUCACGAUGGGAUCAGCACACUCAAAAACAAGUGAUCACGCAGCAGGGGGAGGAGGGGGAGGAGGAGGAGGAGGAGGAGGAGAAGGAGAAAGAGAAGGAGGAGAAGGAGAGGAAGGCGGUCCUAAAGGAAGGCAUCUACUUGCAACAUCAUCAUCAGCAGGAGCAGUAGCAGCAGCAGCAGCAGGAGGAGGAAGAGGAGGAGGAGGAGGAGGACAGGGAGGAGGAGGAGGAGGAGGAAUGAUUAAUAGGAGGAGGAAUGGAGAGAGAGGAGGUGUGGGAGAUGUUCUUCCGUGGCUUGGAAAUGAUGGUGGAAGAGGAGGGAGGGUGUCUUCACUGUCUUGGACGUCAGGGGGGGCAAGGCAGCUUCUUGCAGCCCCAGAUUCUGGCGAGAAAGUGAUGCAGGGCUCGAAGCUAAGGGGUGACUUCUGUUCGGCCGGCAAAGAGCCGUUCAUGAGCUUCGACGCCAUGCACUACGUGCACUACUUCAUCUUCAUCCUGGCGAUCGUAAUGAUCGUGUACUCCUCCUUGGCAUUUUUGUUGUCGUUUAUGCGGAUCCAAGGGUGGAGAGCGUGGGAGGAGAAAGCGCAGACCCCAGAGUACUUGAGAGAUGCGGAGGCAGCCUCGACGAGAGAGGAGAAGCUGCGUUUCGCUGGCCUUAGAGAUCGCAAAGCCGUCGUCUAUGCUAUCGACUCCAGGGUAGUUUGUCGCACUCCUCGCUUCUGGGUCGCCUCCUUCUUCCUGCAGUUUGUGCGAUCGCUUAGCGAAGCUGAUUAUUUGACGUUGCGCAUGCUGUUCAUAACGAAUCACAACUUGCAAAUGAAGUUUGACUUCCAUGAUUACCUAGUACGAUGCAUGGAGGAGGACUUCGCCAAUGUGGUGGGGAUAAGUAUACCCAUGUGGUUGGUGCUCGUCUUCUUGCUCGUGUUUAACAUGAGACAUAACGCGAUCUUCUUCUGGUUUGAGAUGUUGGGACUGCUACUCUGCAUGUGUGUCGGGACGAAGCUGGUCGCAAUCUUGAGGACGAUCUCGGCCGAGAGCUCGACGGGAAGUGGGCACUUCGUGGCCACCGAUCCCAAGCCAACUGACGAGUUGUUCUGGUUCGGCAAGCCAUCGCUGCUGCUGGUGUUUAUACACUUCAUCUUUUUCGCAAAUUCAUUGGAUCUGGCGGCAUUCAUAUUCUAUUCGUGGAAAUUUGGACUAGAUUCGUGCUUGCAGGAAGAGCCAACAGUGAUCAGUGUGAGGCUGAUAUUCUCCGUGCUGCUGCUGGUACUUAGUUCCUAUGUCACUUUGCCGCUCUAUGCGCUUGUGGCGCAGAUGGGCACGUCCUACAGACGGGCGCUCCUGCCCGAAGUAGUGCAGACGGCACUCAAGUCAUGGGCCAAAGGAGUGAAGAAGAACAAGUCACUGCCAUCGCGUCAACAACAACAACAAUCCUCUCCCUCGCGUGUGUAAAUCGGUUGCAUACCGACUCUCUCUCUCUCUCUCUCUCUCUCUCUCUCUCUCUCUCUCUCUCGCGCGCGCGCGCGCACACAUCACACACACACGCGCGUACAAACUCACGCACACACACACACACACACACACACACACACACACACACACACACACACAAUCACACUCAAUCAAUCAAUGAAUCAUUGACAAUCAAUCAAUCAAUCAAACCUUUUUUUUUUUAAUUUUGCAUGUGCAUUUUUUUCAAACACCUCAUUUGCCUGCGAAGAACAAAAAUCCAAUUCUAAA
This is a messenger RNA of Chara braunii, 2347 nucleotides long. NCBI's taxonomy places the organism in Eukaryota, Viridiplantae, Streptophyta, Charophyceae, Charales, Characeae. The record is from the annotation of a GenBank genome assembly.